Colletotrichum spaethianum is the source of this 1149-nucleotide messenger RNA. RefSeq names its product SET domain-containing protein 8. The record is from RefSeq and is a predicted model, not a curated record. Lineage: Eukaryota; Fungi; Ascomycota; Sordariomycetes; Glomerellales; Glomerellaceae. The coding region runs from base 1 to 1149 and encodes 382 amino acids. The transcript has 2 exons. Gene Ontology annotation, molecular function: protein binding.
AUGCGAUCAUCCGGUGUCCUCGUAUGGACGUGCCUCGCCGUCGCCCUUGCCUGUGACGACGGCAAGAGCGUCCUCGACGUCGACUCGACGAGGGACGAUGACUCACAGCUUCGCGAACCCCUCUGCGCCUCGGACCCGUCGUCCACAGAGAACAACAAAACCUAUCUCGGAGCCGUUGGAGAAGGCUUCCCUCUCGCGGAUGGGAGCAUACCGGACGGCCUGGGCGACUCGGAGGAAGCCCGCAUACGCUACGGAACUAACCUAAGAUCAGACGAUGGCCUCUGGGAAGUUCGCCCCUCGCCCGGGAAAGGCCUUGGCGUCUUCGCCCUGCAAAGAAUCCCGGCAGGCACCCGCAUCAUCGAUGAGAGCCCGCUCUUCACAGUCAAUCCGGGCCGCCUUGUCAGUGGCCAGGGCUUCGCCUUCGCCGCCAUCGCCGCGGCCGUCGACGAAGCCUAUGCGGCCCUCAACACCACGGCGCGUGCCGCGUUCCUGUCGUGCCCCGAGCACCGCGACCUGAACGACGAGGACGAGGCCGCAUGGAGCCAGGAGGCGCUCAUCUUCCGCACCAACGCGUUCACCAUGGCAGGCGGCACCUUGGGGAUCUUCCCGCGCAUCGCGAAGCUGAACCACUCGUGUCGGCCCAACGCCGGGACCGCGUCCGUCGGCGGCAGCACCAGCGAGGGGAGCGCGAGGAGGGUCAUCUAUGCGGCGCGAGACAUCGACGCCGGCGAGGAGGUGACAAUCACCUACGCGCCGUUGGUGCAGACGACGGACGAAAGACGGGCCCGGCUCGCGCAGUGGGGGUUCACGUGCAACUGCGCGGCGUGCACGGCGCGGGACGACGACAAGCAGCGGGUGGAGAUGAAGCGGCUGACGGGCCUGAUCGAGAUGGAGCUCGGGAGGGACGACUUUGGAGGGGACGUGCUGCCGGACGCGGAGAAGCUGGUGAAGCUCGUCGAGGAGGUCGGGUUGGUGGACUACCUCGGCAAGGCGUACAAGUACGCGGCGUACGCAGCGUCGCGGUCCGGCAAGUUUGGCGCGGCGAGGAAGUGGGCAAAGAAGGAGCUGGCGACGCACGAAGUUGCGGAUGCGCAGUCACGGUAUGCGAUGGAAACCAGGGCGUUCCUGGAGUCGCUUCCGCUGUUGUGA